Drosophila willistoni is the source of this 7576-nucleotide messenger RNA. RefSeq names its product transient receptor potential cation channel trpm (gene Trpm). The record is from RefSeq and is a predicted model, not a curated record. Gene Ontology annotation, biological process: protein tetramerization; monoatomic cation transmembrane transport. Gene Ontology annotation, molecular function: monoatomic cation channel activity. The transcript is spliced from 35 exons. Gene Ontology annotation, cellular component: membrane. NCBI's taxonomy places the organism in Eukaryota, Metazoa, Arthropoda, Insecta, Diptera, Drosophilidae. Bases 294 to 6377 code for a protein of 2027 amino acids.
CCUCAAACCAUGUCCAGGUCUAUCAUCAAUACUCGCGUCCAGUGCCCAUAAAGAAGCCCAUUAAACAGUUGUUGCUACGAAUAGCACAAAGCAGUAGCAGCAGCAGCAUACAAUAAACAAUUUGCUAAGAAUCAAGAAAGAAACAAAGAAAGGAACAAACUAAAACUAAAAAAGAAGACACGGUAGAAACGGAAGCGGAAGCAGACACACGCACACAUACACACACAGAGUGAGAGAGAUAUUGCUCUUGUGUGUCCUGUAUUUUCAUUGUAUGUGUGUGUCCAGUGUGGACUAUGUUGAAACAGAAACGUUUGGCCAAGCAGAAGCCCAAAGCGAAACCGAUACCAUGGGGACUGAAAAAAAUCUGUUGGGGUCUCAUAAAUAUAACUGUGCCCAGGCAUCAGCCCCGCAGUUGGAUCGAGACAAAUUUUCAGAAACGUGAAUGCAUCAAGUUUAUACCAUGCCCAAAGGACGAUACAAAAUGCUGCUGUGGACAGGCUCAGAUCACACAUCAGACCAUUGCGGGCAUCGAGAGUGGGUCACCUGGUGAUCUUUGGUUGCCCACCAAGCACACUCGUCCCCAGCCCACUGAUGCCUACGGCACUAUUGAAUUUCAAGGUGGAGCACAUCCCACAAAGGCUCAGUAUGUGCGUUUGUCGUUCGAUACGCGUCCUGAGUUGCUGGUGCAGCUAUUCACCAAGGAAUGGAAUCUGGAAUUGCCAAAACUUUUGAUCACCGUGCAGGGUGGCAAGGCCAACUUUGAUUUGCAGGCCAAGUUGAAAAAGGAGAUACGCAAAGGUUUACUAAAGGCCGCCAAGACCACAGGAGCCUGGAUAUUCACCGGUGGCACCAAUACGGGCGUCACGAAACAAGUGGGAGAUGCUCUCCUACUGGAGGGUCAACAACGCACUGGUCGUGUGGUCAGCAUCGGCAUUGCCCCCUGGGGCAUUGUUGAGCGCAAUCAUGAGCUGUUGGGCCACAAUCGUGAAGUGCCCUGUCACAGUAUUAGUUCACCAAGAUCUAAAUUGGCUGUGCUGAACAAUCGUCAUGCGUAUUUCCUAUUGGUGGACAAUGGCACACAGGCCAAAUAUGGUGCCGAAUUGAUAUUGAGAAGAAAGCUGGAGAAAUUUAUAUCAAACUUAAAGCUACAUCCAUUUACACAUUCCAGUACGCCAGUUGUCUGUCUGGUCAUUGAAGGCGGUACAAACACAAUACGUGCGGUGCUUGAAUACGUGACAGAUUCGCCCCCAGUUCCUGUUGUUGUAUGCGAUGGUUCUGGGCGGGCUGCCGAUCUCCUGGCCUUUGUACACAAAUAUGCCUCAGAUGGUGAGGAGCAACCGGUUUUGGAAUCUAUGCGAGAUUAUUUAAUUGGCACCAUACAAAAAACCUUUGAAGUUGGUCUUGAUCAGUCUGAGAAACUCUAUCAGGAGCUGCUGCAAUGUACACGUAACAAGAAUCUGAUUACCGUCUUUCGCAUACAGGAAAAGCCAGAGGGUGAGGCCCAGGAAUUAGAUCAGACAAUUUUAACGGCCCUGUUUAAGUCACAGCAUUUAAGUCCACCGGAACAACUGAGUUUGGCAUUGACUUGGAAUCGUGUGGAUAUAGCAAGAAGCGAGAUAUUUGUCUAUGGCCAAGAAUGGCCAAAUGGCGCCUUGGAUGAGGCCAUGAUGCAGGCUCUAGAGCAUGAUAGAAUCGAUUUUGUUAAAUUACUCUUAGAAAAUGGCGUUUCAAUGAAGAAAUUUUUAACAAUACCCCGCCUCGAGGAACUCUAUAAUACAAAACAUGGUCCGGCAAAUACAUUGGGUUACAUACUGCGCGAUGUGCGCCCGCAUAUACCCAAAGGCUAUAUUUAUACACUCCACGACAUUGGCCUGGUGAUCAAUAAACUAAUGGGCGGGGCCUAUCGAUCUUAUUAUACGCGACGAAAAUUUCGUCCCAUUUAUGCCAAGGUGAUGAACAGCUAUGCAAAUGCUUGCCGCAAGUCCUCGACCUAUCAAUAUCAACGAUAUGCGGGUGCCAACUCACUGAGUUUGGUGACAGGACUCUUGCCCUUCACCUCGGAGAUGGCGCUUUUCGAGUUCCCAUUCAAUGAGCUGCUGAUUUGGGCUGUGCUUACGAAGCGGCAACAGAUGGCAUUGCUGAUGUGGACGCAUGGUGAGGAAGCAUUAGCCAAAUCCUUGGUGUCCUGCAAGCUAUACAAGGCCAUGGCUCAUGAGGCAGCCGAGGAUGAUUUGGAUACGGAAAUCUAUGAGGAAUUACGCUCCUAUGCCAAAGAGUUUGAGAGCAAAGGCAAUAAAUUGCUGGACUUUAGCUAUCGCCAGGAUGCGGAGAAGGCUCAACGUUUGCUAACCUGUGAGCUGCACUCGUGGUCGAAUCAGAGUUGCCUCUCCUUGGCGGUGGCCGCCAAUCAUCGUGCUCUGCUGGCCCAUCCAUGCAGUCAAGUGAUUUUAGCUGAUUUGUGGAUGGGUGGUCUAAGGACACGCAAGAAUACCAACUUUAAGGUAAUCUUGGGCCUAAUCAUGCCAUUUUAUAUAAGGCAAUUGGAUUUCAAGUCAAAAGAAGAGCUACAACAAAUGCCACAAACCGAAGAAGAGCACUUGGAGAAUCAAAAUUUGGACAAUGAUGAUUCGGAUAGAUCCCAGCCAGAUGCUGAGAAUGCCCUAUUAAAAUCCAAAAGAUCCAUUUCCUUGAGAUAUAGGAUGGGCGCGGGCAAUCAUAAUCGCGACAAGGCUCUAUUGGCGGAUACAUAUUCAGUGCGCGAUACAAAAGUUCAUGAAAAUGGCAAAGUUAAUCUCACUGCUGGAGCGGAAGAGCCACCCUCCAAAGUAUCAUUAACCGAUUCGGAUCCCUCGCAAUUUCGUGAUAUAUUUCACAUGGCUGAAUAUAGUGAAAUAAAACAACAUCAACCGCUGCGUUUAAAGAAAAAAUUUCAUGAAUUUUAUACGGCACCCAUAACAAAAUUCUGGGCCGAUUCGAUUGCGUACAUGUUCUUUUUGAUAAUGUUUUCAUUCACGGUGCUGGUUAAAAUGGGACCAGCACCACGUUGGCAGGAAUGGUAUUCGAUAGCGUAUAUAACAACAUUGGGUUUCGAGAAGGUUCGCGAAAUUAUAUCCUCUGAGCCAGUGGCCAUUACUCAUAAAUUCUCAGUUUGGGCCUGGAACAUGUGGAAUCCCUGCGAUGGGGCAGCCAUUAUACUCUUUCUCAUUGGCCUGGCGUUUCGUUUUCGUCCCAGUACCAUGGAUAUUGGUCGUGUCAUUUACUGUGUGGAUAGCAUCUAUUGGUAUUUACGUAUACUUAAUAUUUUGGGUGUCAAUAAAUAUUUGGGUCCUUUGGUCACCAUGAUGGGUAAAAUGGUUAAGAAUAUGAUUUACUUUGUCGUCCUGCUGGCCGUUGUCUUGAUGAGUUUUGGCGUCAGUCGUCAAGCCAUUCUGUAUCCAAAUAAUGAGCCAACUUGGCGGCUAAUUAGAGAGGUCACUUACCAGCCCUAUUUCAUGUUGUAUGGUGAGGUAUUUGCCGAUGAUAUCGAUCCACCCUGUGGCGAGGAUCCAAAACAAGGGGCCUGCGUUACGGGUCGUUGGGUUACACCGAUAACGAUGUCCAUGUAUCUGCUGAUUGCCAAUAUAUUGUUAAUUAAUCUCCUCAUUGCUGUCUUCAAUAAUAUAUUUAACGAAGUCAACUCGGUGUCACAUCAGGUUUGGAUGUUUCAACGUUUCACUGUGGUGAUGGAAUAUCAACAGAAACCCGUAUUGCCGCCACCUUUCAUUGCCUUCUGUCAUUUCUAUUCCUUGCUCAAGUAUUGUGUACGCAAAGCGAAAGGAUUGGAGGUUCAACGUGACAAUGGUCUCAAGCUAUUUCUUGAAAAGGAUGACUUGGAACGCUUAUACGACUUUGAGGAGGAAUGCGUCGAAGGCUUUUUCCAUGAGCAGGAAAUCAUUUUGAAUCAGUCAACCGAUGAGCGAGUGAAAAACACAACGGAGCGUGUCGAGACCAUGUCACAGAAAAUCGAGGAUAUCAAUCAAAAGGAGAAUAUACAAACAGCUACCGUACAGAACAUUGAGUUCCGUUUGCGCAAAAUGGAAGAAUCAUCCGAACAGAUACUGUCUCAUCUGGCGGUCAUACAUCGUUUCAUGUCCACACAUAUCGCUGGCACGGACGAUUUGCGGGGCUCUGUGAUGAACAUUCCAGUUGAAAUGCAUCGCGUGCGCACCAUUUCAAUGUCAGACAAUGAAGGUGGUGGUGGAAAUUUAGGUGUGCCAGUAGGAGGAUUACUUGGAGGACCUUUACUCCCUGGCCCUGGCAGUGGCGGCGGUGGCGGUGGCAGCGGCGGUGCUGGUGGUGGUGGUGGUGGUAAUGGCGGUGGAGGCAACUUGGCACUUGGUCUAAGUGCUGCACUCAAUUUAAAUUCGCUUCAGGUCAACAAUCGUCGUCGUUUCAAUCGUUCGCUAACCGAAGUUCGUCCAGAUGCCUAUAUCUUGGAUGAGGGCACACAUUUUGAGGUUGUCCCCCUGCCCGAAGAGCCCGAUGAGGUGGUGAAAUCGCGUGAAGCACUCAACGAACAAGUAGUUCGCAAGGCAUCAAUGAUUUCUGAAGCGGAUUCUGAUAUCUAUUUGCCACUAUCUCAACGUCCGUCCACAUGUGAGACAGUGAAACGUACACCGUAUGUAACAGUGCGUCAGGAUACGGAAGCCAGUACGGAGAGCAAAGAUACUUUAACACCGCUGGGCAACAAUGAUGAUGAUCAAACACUUGUCGGUGGCGGUGGCGACAAUUCCGAUGAUGCGGCACCGGACAUCAACUUUGAGGCUGCCAGACAUCGGGCUUUGCGUCAGCGCACUGUCUCGCUAUGUCGUCGCAAUUCGGAGACUUACUCGCUAACUGGAGCGGAUAUAAAUCGCUCGCACAUAAGCCUCAAUCAGUUGACAAGUCUUUCACGUCGUCAGUUGAGUCUCACACAAUCGGAGCCUGAUAGUGAUAAGGAUAUACCAGUUGUAGUAGCCGCAGCAGCCGCAGCAGCAGCAGCAGCAGCACAUCAGGGUAAAUCAGUAUUGCAUGCGAAACCCUCAAGAAAUAUAUUGCUGAAACUGCAUAGCGAGUACACAUCGAUAACGGAUGAGCUGGAGAGCGUUUGCCAUAUGAUUGCCUCGCCAACGGUCUCACUGCAAAGUAAUAAAGCUUCUUUGGAUCGUCCCAAAACGGAAAUGUCACGUGCAGAAGCUGCCGCAUUGCAGGAGAAGAAACAUUUGAAAGAGUGCGAGGAGAAUGACUAUAGGAUACUGGAGGGUCUAUUCGAGGCACGUGGCUCAAUUGAUGCCUCAGCACAGCCUUUUGAGAUUGGAGUCUCUGUGGAUUACAGCCAUCGGUAUCCGCUGCGACGCGAGACUGCUAUCGAGCUGUCGCCUUCAAAACCAACGGCCGAAGGAGGUCCUCUAGGAGGAGCAGGCGAUAGCAGCGAUACCAGUGGAGCGGGAAGCAGCAGUGCCAUGGUUGUGGUUGCCAGUGGUUUUCAAUUGAAAAAUGAACGCCCCUGGCAACGUAACUCAUCGAUGGAACAGCAAUCCUAUCAAUCGCCAUUGGUACCCACAAGGGCUACAAGUGAUUUUCUAAAUCCUCCAUACGAAAGCACUGGACGUUUGUUUAAAAAGUCCAGUGAAAGUUUACAAAAGAAUUCCAGUACCGAUACGGAUUAUUCGGCACAUCCGUAUCGUUUCAUUAAGCAGAGUUCCAAUGAGACGAAUACCUCGCUAACCGGGUCCUAUAAUGUGGAUACGCCCUCGUUGACAGCGGAGCCAUCACUCGAUGCUGGUGAUACACAUUCGGCAACGGGGAUUGGCAUUGGCGUUGGCGCUGCCACAGCGCGUUACCAGCCCAAGCGAACGGCAUCCGUUGGCGCGGCCGAUGGUAAACGUUUGCGUGACGAGAGUUCCAGUUCAUUGGAUCUAAGCGCGGCGCCAGUAGCGAUGCAGGCAGCGCCAGCAUUGCCAAUCCGCCCGAUGCAGCUGAAGAAACAGUUUAGCAUGGACCAGGGCAAGCCGCAGCCAACUGGUAGUGGUGGCUCAGCUUUAAGUGCAGCCGCUGCCGUUGAUGUCAAUCCACCUGACUCGCGGGAGGCUGCUGCCCAGGUUGGGGCCAAACUGAUUUCCAUGCAGCUAAAACCACAACUUGGCAUGAAUGUCCUCAAAGAGAGCAGCUCCAGCACAGAGGAAUCCCGCGAUGGGGAUCCUCAUUCGCUAACCCUAUCGGCGGCAUCAUCAUCCAAUUUAACCAUACCACAGAUAAGCACACAUUUAGUGCAAGACGAAAUAGCCAAAUUGUCGUCGAAUAUCAAGAGUAGCACCGAAUCGGAGAAAGAUCCGCCCUAUAAUGAGACAAUGUGCUAAGAUUAUGUAGGUGUUUAGGGCCAGAGACUUAUAAGUGUUCCAUCUUACAAUGAUUGUGGUGUCCCAUAUUGUGCUCAAAUGAAUUACCUACUAGUCAAAAAAAUGGGUCAAAAAUGGACCGCCCCAUAUCAAAGAUAAAUCCAUGCAAGUUACUUAUAAAUGUUAAUAAUAAUAAUAAUGAUAAUUUGGACAAUACAUAAAAAACAAAACAGAAAGAAGGAAAAUGAUAAUUCUCUGUAUUUUUAUACGACGGUUUUUUAUUAUUAUUUAGAAAUCAUCUUUAUUGUUGUUAUUAUUAUAUACAAAACAAAACAAAAACACUAACGAAAUCAACUCAGCACUCAAAUACACUAAAAAGCAUUAAUCUUUCAAAUUAUCAGCACCAAGAAAAUCUUCUCUUACACAUAAUCUUAUAACUAAAAAAUAUAUAAAUAUAUAUUUACACAAUCUUUAGUCUCUAAGUCUGUCUGCAAUUUUCACACAUAUCUUUCUUUAACUCAAUCGAUCUUCUAUAUCUACAUAUAUAUAUAAUGUUAGAAAUGAAACAACUAAACAAAAAUGCAUAUUUACACUUGCCACACGAACCACCCGUAAAUGUUAAUACCUAAAUGUACUUAUUUGCCUAGUUCUAAGAUCUACAUACACUAUAUAUACAUAUACACAUACAUAUAUUUAUAUAUAUAUACACAUAACCACUAUAUAAGAUGUCAGCUUAACUAAUUGUGUCUGCCUCUAUCAAUGUGUAAAUCAAGCUAUCUAGUUAGUCCAUUUUACUUAAUUAAUUAUUUAUCUAUUGCAUGUACAACAACCACAAGAAGAAGAGAAAACUAUUAAGCAAGGAUUAGUUAGCAUUUAGUACUUAUGUAUGUAUGUAUAUACUAUGUAUAAGCUAUGCCUAGCUAAUCUAGGCUAUUUGCUUACUAUAUAUACAUAUAAUCUAUAUAUAUAUGUAGGAUUUUUCGAUGUCUGUGUACAUAAGGUAUAUAAGUAGAAUCAGAGGAAAAAUUGUUCAUGUUUGGUGGCUAAUUCAGCACCGAAUUUCGUUUACAAAACUGUGUUUUUAUUAAUGUUACAACCCAAAAAAAAAAAAAAAUAUAUUAAAUAAUACAAUUGCAUUUUAAUUAGAGGAUUUAUAUGAUCGUGUACUUAUUGAUUUUAAGAGAAAUUUAAUGUAAUUCUAUUUAUUAAAAAUAAAACCA